AUGACAAGUAAUCACCCAUCAAAAGGCCGUCAGUCCUUACCUCCAAUGUCGGUACAUUCAUUGACGACGCCAACAUCAUCGAGACAUUCGUUAGGUGGAGGUGGUGGGAGUAUGAUAUUAUCCUCAACAAGAGUCAAACCGACAUCUGCUACCAGUGGAUCCGCUGGAUCCGGUCUGAGUACGUCCAGAUCUAUGGGGAAUCUCAGAGGGUCCAGUGAAGGUCUGCUGGAUAAGGAUAAACAGAAACCACCAAAGAAGAAGAAUAAGAAAGGUAUGAAAGGUUGGGCAUGGGUUGUGGAAGAUGAAAAUGGAAAUAUAAUCGAUGCUCCUGAUUCCGAAGUGGACGCUGCUGCCGAUGCUGACGGUGGACCCGGAGCUGGAGCUGAAAACCCAACGAUCAGUAGAAGUAGAGAUGGAGGAGAAGAAGAUGAGAUGACUGCUGUGGAAGAUUCCAAUAUUGGAAUCAGAAGUACAUCAUCGAUUCAUCAAUUGAUCAAUCAAGAUGAAGCAAAUGAUGACAAACCAAUAUCAAGAUUAUCUAAUAGUACGAUUGUGCAGAAUGAUAAUGAUUUGUAUGCUAGUUCUCCGAUGGUUUCUAGAGCCUCCACUGCGACUGCUGAGAUCAUACCUUCCAAACGCACUAGGAAGAGUUCCAGUCCUGCCGUUGCUCUCACACCGAAGGAUAGCGUUAAUCAUGAUGAGGGUGAGUGA
Messenger RNA from Kwoniella mangroviensis CBS 8507, 711 nucleotides. RefSeq lists its product as uncharacterized. The record is from RefSeq and is a predicted model, not a curated record. Bases 1 to 711 code for a protein of 236 amino acids. Lineage: Eukaryota; Fungi; Basidiomycota; Tremellomycetes; Tremellales; Cryptococcaceae. The transcript has 2 exons.